AGCAGCAGCAGCCGGCGCUCGGGCUACGCCAACAGCGGCGCCGACACGGAGACGGCCGACGCGCCGCACGGCCGCCACAAGCGCCGCCUCCGCACCAAGCACCGGUCGCGGUCCAGGUCGCCGUCGGAGGGCAAGCGCCUGCCCGUCCCCGACGAGCUCAAGCAGCACCUCGACUUCGACCUCAUCGACACGGAGGGCAUGUCGGAGGCGCAGCUGCGCGAGAUCCCCUACACAGUGGUGCAGACGAGCGCCAAGCCCCUCAAGGUGAAGAUGUCGCCGGGCAACCGGAGGCGCACUCACCGCUCGUCCAGGCGCAGCCUCAAAAGUCAGGAGGACGGCGGCAGCACGGACCGCCUCAGCGUCAACAGCCAGCCCGUGUCCCGCUCCGCCAUGUCCAUCCCGCCCCUGCCCUUCAGCCCCAGCGCGUCGUCCCUGUUGGGCGGCGGCGGCGGCGGUGGUGGGCAGCACCGAGGGCACCUCGCCGGCGUGGACCGGGCCUCGCCGCGAGGCUCACCCGUCAACAACAACGCCCAGGGCGGCAGCGUGUUCGUGCCUCCUCUCCCGCGGUGCGUUAACGAGAACAGCCCUGGCCAUGAAGUGCUCGACACGGUGUUUCGCCACCUCAACCUCCUGGAGACGGCGUACUUCGGGCUGCGGUACCUGGACAACGCUAACCAGCCUCUGAACGGGGGUGUCGUCAACGGCGCGCUCCAGCCCCAGGACCAAAACCAGUUACCAAAGUACCACAAGAGCUACCAGGGGGUCGCGGGCAGCCAGGGGCAGCAGCAGCAGCAGCAGACCUACGGCCCUGGGCGGGGGUCGCCGUCGGCCUCUGCCGCCAACCUCAACAGCUCGCACCCGAGGCUCAACGCCGGCCGCCCCGAGCCCUUCUCGACGUUCGCCUCGCCGCACGCCAGCAGCGAGCGGCUCGAGGCUGGCACCGACCGGGGCCCAGACCGGGGCUCCGACGGCGUGACCAGCUUCAUGUCCAACGGCGGCAACCUCAACCGGGCGCACGGCCGGCUGCAGCUGCCCCCUGGCGGCGCGGGGAGCCCGCACGGCAGCAGGCUGUGGGAUGAGGUAAAGCCUUCAGGUGGGCGGGCCGCGAGCGCUUCGGUGGGCGGCAGUGGCGGCGGCUCCUCUGGCCGGGGGUCGUCGGCGUCCUCGUCCCCCGCCGGCCUCCCCGUGUCGUCCAACCACCUGCACCACAACCAGCUGCACCACUUCGGGCACCGCGGCAGCGGCGGCAGCAGCGGCAGCAGGCGGGGCAGCGCCUCGCCCUCGCCCCUGCCGCCCAUAGUCACUCCGCACGGCGUCACCUUCCAGCAGGCCGUCAACAACAACAACGGCUUUGUCGUUGGCCAGCACCGCGCCGGCCAGCUGGCAGCCCAGUCGGCCAGCCAGUCGGCAGGCAGGCAGCCCAGCUCCAGCAGGGGUAGGACAGGGCCGCUGUACUUCCAGCAGCAGCAGCAGCAGCUAUUGCAAUCAGCAGCGCUUAGGAAAUCAGUGCAGAAUGAGAGCGGGGGCGUCCAAGGUGUGACAGUCCAGAACGCUGCCUACUACUCGAUGCAGGCGAGUGACCCCAUGCUGAACGGCAACGACCCCUCGUACCGACCCUCCACGACCCGCGGAGCUCUCCUCAACGGCGGCGGCGUGUCAGAGACCCGCACGGAGCUCUGACACGGGGGGUUGCAGCGUGACGCCAAUCACUCUGCAACGUCACUACGGCGGGCCGUGUCGGGACCUCGGCGCUCGGCCGUCCGAAAGUGCCCGUCCUUCGAGUUUCUGGACCACUAAGGGUGGCAGACACCCAUCAUGGCAUCCCGUGACAGAACUUGAGUGAUUCAAUAUUAAAUCAUUCGAAAGUGAUGUUGUUUCCAGUUUCAAAAUUGUCCCAAUGGUCAAGCGGCAUUAAGGGAGGUAUCGCGUUGAGUGCGGCAUGACCAGUAUGUGGUCACGCUCCCAUGUAAAACUGCAGGCGCAGUGCCCCGCACUCAAAGAGUAAGACUGUGUUUGAAACCGAACAUUCUAAAAAAAGCAAAGUCAGUCAAAAGGAUGGGUGAUGAUUGUUGUACAUAUUUGUUUAAGUAGUCAAUUCAAUUUCUUAAAAUAUUUCAAAAGUCAGUAUUUAUUUGUACUUUUCCUCUUUAGUUUUUAAUUUUUUUAUACUGUUUGUAAUGGAACUGUAUAUAUUAGAUAAUUGAGUUGCAUGGAAUUUGUAUUGUCCAACUGUAUAAUUGUUGAUUAUUUCUGAAAAGCUAUUUAUUUGUAAUUGUUUUUUCGUCAUGAACUGUGUAGUUUGAUACGGAACCCUCUAACAACACAUAAUUGGUAUGCCAUGUGUCAUAUUAUUUAUAUUACAGCCUCUGUUGACUUCACAAUUUCUGUAAAAUCCUCACAAACUUUUAAGUUAAACUUUUAAUACCAUAGAGAAAUUUGCUUUGAUCAAUUUGACGUAUAACUUAAAUAUGUAUUUAUGUUUUUCCUAUAAGGCCAAAGAGAAUAAUAAAUGUACAGAAUUUGCUUGAAAAUGAAA
Messenger RNA from Frankliniella occidentalis (western flower thrips), 2536 nucleotides. RefSeq lists its product as uncharacterized. The transcript is spliced from 6 exons. The coding region runs from base 199 to 1680 and encodes 493 amino acids. Lineage: Eukaryota; Metazoa; Arthropoda; Insecta; Thysanoptera; Thripidae. The record is from RefSeq and is a predicted model, not a curated record.